AUGUGGAGAUUCGUCCAGUUUGUUAUGCUACUCUCUGUCUUCUGUUUGAAAGGAGUUGCUACAACAUCAUUGCGCGGCAAGAACCCGCACCUUUGCAUGGACAUGCUAUUCAAAGAAGAGGUAUCAUCUAAUGGGAGCUCGGUGCCGAUCAAAGAAGAAGCAUCCGACAGUUCAGCAUAUAUAUUCCAUCAUGCAAUUUACCAAUCAACUGGCUAUGAUUCCGUAGUAUACGGUACCAAGGCAACUUUAAGUGUUCAUGAGUUCCCGGCCAUCAAGAAGGGGCAAAAUAUAUUGGCUACUGUUAAGGUUUGGAAUUUCCAAAAGGGCCAUCCGGAAUAUACUAAUGCUGUGCAUGCUGGAUGGGCAAUUCGGCCAUCAUUCUACGGUGACAGCAAAACUCAUUUUAUCAUAACAUGGACAGCCGAUGGAUACAGAUCAACCGGGUGUAUUGACUUAAAAUGUGAUGGAUUCGUGCCAGUUAACUAUGCACCAAUUACCCCAGGAGAUAGUUUGGAGGGGCAAAGUAAGAUAUCAAUCAAGAUAUUCAAGAAAAAGGAUGAUGGAGAUUGGUGGUUAUACUUUGGUCAUGAUGGUCAGAACCUUGCUCCCGUGGGAUUUUGGCCAAAGAAUAUCUUCACCAGUUUGGCAGACCAUGCAAAUAUAAUAACUUGGGGAGGCUACACGGGAUCUUUUUCAGGAGAUUCCAGCCCCCCAAUGGGGAAUGGCAAGUGGCCAGGAGCAAAUUCUGCAACAUAUCAAGAUGUCCAGUAUGUUAGCGGUGAUGGCCAAGGCUACGCUCCCCCUCCAUGGCCCGGUGGUGUUCAUGCCGAUGUGACCCAUAAGAACUGUUAUCAACUGAGCCCGUUUACGAAUAACAUGUUCUACUAUGGGGGUCCGGGAGGUUGUAGUGAUUAG
Molecule: messenger RNA, 915 nt
Organism: Panicum virgatum (switchgrass)
Lineage: Eukaryota; Viridiplantae; Streptophyta; Magnoliopsida; Poales; Poaceae
Exons: 5
Coding region: 1-915 (304 amino acids)
Source: RefSeq, a predicted model, not a curated record